Quercus lobata is the source of this 2997-nucleotide messenger RNA. RefSeq names its product WNK family serine/threonine-protein kinase 3 (gene WNK3). The record is from RefSeq and is a predicted model, not a curated record. Bases 190 to 2172 code for a protein of 660 amino acids. NCBI's taxonomy places the organism in Eukaryota, Viridiplantae, Streptophyta, Magnoliopsida, Fagales, Fagaceae. Gene Ontology annotation, molecular function: ATP binding; protein serine/threonine kinase activity. The transcript has 8 exons. Gene Ontology annotation, biological process: protein phosphorylation.
CUGAUGCCUAAUUACAACUUCUCUUUCUUUCUUUUUGGCUGCUUAAACUCAUUUAUCUAAAGAAGGCCUAAAUACAAGUCUGUGGAUCAAUUAAAACUUAAAAGUUUUUGAAUUCUGAUCUGGGAUUUCAGUGAACUAAGUAUUAGGGGGUAUCCGAUUUCGGUGUGUGUGCUUGGAUUGGAGCCGAGAAUGCCACAGGACUUGUCGUCCGACCACGACCCAGACGAUUCAGACACCGAGUUCAUUGAGGUUGAUCCCUCUGGUCGAUAUGGUCGGUACAAAGAGGUUCUAGGUAGAGGAGCUUUCAAGAAAGUAUAUCGAGCAUUUGAUGAAUUGGAAGGAAUUGAAGUAGCUUGGAAUCAGGUUAAGGUGGCAGAUAUAUUACGGAACUCUGAAGAUUUGGAGCGUCUAUAUUCAGAAGUUCAUUUACUCAAGACUUUGAAGCACAAGAACAUAAUUAAGUUUUACUACUCAUGGGUCGACACAAAAAAUGAGAGCAUUAACUUCAUUACUGAGAUUUUCACUUCUGGAACAUUGCGGCAAUACCGAAAGAAACAUAAAUAUGUUGAUUUGAGAGCUAUGAAGAAAUGGUCUAGGCAGAUUCUAGAGGGCCUUCAGUACCUUCACAGUCAUGACCCACCAGUUAUUCAUCGAGAUUUGAAGUGUGAUAACAUACUUGUCAAUGGAAAUCAAGGUGAGGUGAAAAUUGGUGACUUAGGCCUGGCUGCCAUUCUUCGCCAGGCUCGUUCAGCUCAUAGUGUCAUUGGUACUCCGGAGUUCAUGGCACCAGAGCUUUAUGAAGAGGAAUACAAUGAGCUUGUAGAUAUUUAUGCUUUUGGCAUGUGCUUGUUAGAGUUGGUCACCUUCGAGUACCCUUAUGUUGAGUGUGCCAAUGCAGCUCAAAUAUACAAGAAAGUGACAUCAGGAAUAAAGCCAGCAUCAUUGGCAAAAGUGACAGACCCUUCAGUUAGAGCAUUUAUAGAAAAAUGUAUUGCAAAAGCCUCUGAACGCUUGCCAGCCAAGGAACUUCUAAUGGAUCCUUUUCUCCGAUCAGAUGAGGAUUAUGAAAGUAUAGGGCGUUCUCUAAGUCUUAGAACCCGCCAUUCAAGUAAGUUUCAGUAUUUUCUACAGAUAUCAAAGGCCUUUAUGUUAUUGUCCUCACAUUUUGACAUGUCAAACACAGAAGGCAGUUUUGAUCAGAUUGAUAUUGGUGAAAAUGCUAAGGAUUCAUCUCCUGAGAUUAGUAGAGAUUUCACAGUUCAAGGUCAGAGGAGAGAUGUUCACACAAUAUUUCUGAAACUACGAAUUGCGGACUCCUCAGGUCAUUAUCGCCAUAUCCACUUCCCAUUUGAUAUUGAGGAAGACACUGCAGUUGCUGUUGCUAGUGAAAUGGUCGAGGAGUUGGACCUGAGUGAUCAAGAUGUUUCAACGAUUGCUGAAAUGAUUGAUGCAGAAAUCCGGUCCCAUAUUUCAGAUUGGGCGUCAAAAGAACUCCCUGAAGAUAGUUUUACUGGAGAGGUUGUAAGUUCUGAGAGCAGUGCAUCUGAAGCCAAGGAAGAUGGCUCUCCCUUCCUGAGUGAGUCUACCCUUGCUGCUGGCAAUCUUGCAUUGGAAAGAUUUCCUUCAGGUCGUAAGUAUUGGUCUGACUCACCAAAGGCAUUUGGUGGAAGCUCUCCAGCAAAGUCUAGCCCCUCACACUUGUCUUUUCAGGUGGAUUCGGUUGCUGCCGGAUCUAGCUCAACUGGAGAUAAUGAAAACUCUCCUGAUUCCCAUGAAGACACAGAAAAUCAAUGUUUUGAUGCUUUGCAUGAAGAGUCUGAGGAUGAGCGUGUUUCUGAUGAUGACAAUAAUAGUGAAGAGAAGGAAGCUAGUCUGCCUGUUGAUCUGCACCUUGGCGACAACAGUAGUGCAGCUGCAGAUCUACAUUCUAGCAACGGAGGUCAUCCUUUGGAAGACAACUAUCUUGAAUCAGAAGAUGUCAAGAUAAUCGCUGAGAAACUUGAGACUCUGUUAACGAAGCAGCAAGACGAGUUAAACGAGUUAAAGAGGAAGCAUGAACUGGCCAUAUCAGAUCUUUUGACAAGACUAUCUCCAGAGAUCCGUCAAAAGGUUUUAAAUAUGUGUAAAGAAAAAAUACCUGACUAUGUAAGGCAGAGUGAGACACAAUGCUAAACUUAGCAUUUUAAGACAGACCCUAUACAAAUUGAAAGUGGUGUUUCUCACAUCUUCUACUUGCCACUGAUUAGAAGUUUAGAAUAUAUCACUAACUUUUCCAGAUUAGAGAAACAGUUUUACUCAUGUUGGACGGGCUGAAGAUGUUUUGUACCCAAUGCACAAAGCUCCUACUUUUGCUUAAAGCUCAAUAAUCUUUCAUAUGUUGACAUAUAUACAGUUGGGAAACAUAAGUUUGUAGCUGCAAAUCAUGCUGCUGGAUGUGUUUAAUAGAGAGUUCUUCUGUUUUAAGGGGAAUGCCAAAUAAGACAUGGGUGAUUGGUGUUGUAUGGAGAGACAUGCGGCAAAGAGUUAUUGACUCAGAGAGUCAUGCUUGUUGAAGAAAUUUACUUUUCUAGAGUGGCUCAUGAUGGGGCAAGCACAAAGAUUGAAUCCAGCACAUUCUUCAUUUCGCACACAUCAAGCAAUGCUGCUGAACUGAGACAGGUCUGAUAAAUAAUCUGUGUAUUAUAAAUCUGCACAUUUCGCACACAUCAAGCAAUGCUGCUGAGCUGAGACAGGUCUGAUAAAUAAUCUGUGUAUUAUAAAUCUGCACAUUCUUGAAGAUUUACACAUCAUCAUACUAAUAGUUUCAUAAGGGUAAUCAAAAUUUGUGGAUUGUAUACUUGUACAUACAAUUCCUUUACUUUGUUUCAAUUAUUUUGUUUGGAUUUCUCCAGAAUCUGUCAGUUUAGAUCAUUUAAACGUUUUGGGGUUACUUGUUCAUGAUUCACUGAACUGUCAAAAUAAUGUUAUGGAAAUGCUUGGUCUUGAUAUCUUUGUCAA